GUGUAUAGCCUUCUUCUGCUGGUGGAACGGGGUAAAAGGAUAAACGAGGAUUACUGUUUUUUUCUGCUUAUUUCGGAAAGGAUAUAACCGAAGGUGAAGAAAAGUGGAGUGUCUCGAGAAAAACCUGAAUCUUGUCCCUUUGGCAGUCGCGAGCUGGUUCUUGGAGGAACAAGUUUAGAACGAAACCGGUUCUGAAAUCUUUGGCAGACGGUCGAAAACGGAGGUGAGAAGAAAGAACGAUUCAAGAUCAAUCGAGCCACACAAGAAGCUGUGACUGACGGCCUUGCAAAAGGGCAGGAUAGAAUUGAUUGGAAAACGUGAAAAACUCGUUACGAGAUGUAUUGACCCCCAAGUGUACAGUGGAAGUGGAAUGCCAGUGGACUGACCAAUUUGUGGUUGAAGUGUGGGUCGUCACCAGUGGAUGUGAGAAUGGUUUCUUGAAAUGAAAAUUUCUGCAAAGAUCGAUCACCGCCACAGAGAUGAACACAAAUACCGAGUGUGUGUUUAGCUUGUUUGCUGUAGGGCUGCCAAGGACGAAGUGAAUGCCAUCCGCGCUAAUGGCUGAACAAUAGUUGGACUGACGUGUUAGUUGAGUAUGUGCUAUUGAUGAGAGAGAGAAGGAGAGAGUGAGAGUGAUUGGAAAACUUACUCUCUCGCCUGUUCGAUGUAGUGUGCGGGCCUUACUGACUGCGAACUUGACUCCUGCUCAACCUGCCACGGUGGGGGUCCUUAUGUACUAUCAACAUUGGUGAGGGGGUCCAUGGCGUGAAGAAUCGCCCUCGGAAAUCGGGCGGAAAGGAAGCUCGCUAGGAUGAACUUUGCCAGCUAAGAAGGAGGAAGAUGUGAACUUCGAAGCUCACACGUUCGUCAUACGUCUAAGACGUUGGUCGGUUUUCCACGUCGGCGAUUUUUCGGGAAACGGUUCAGUGCGCACUGGUAAACUAUCGCUGGAUUAGUGGAAAAGCUGAAGAAAUUCAUUAGCGUUUCUGUAAUCUCCGGUAACGUUCGACGAUAGUGUAAAUUUAGGUGUAAAUAUAGAACAACGAAGUGACUAAGAUAUAUGCUUUAGCAAUUAGCAAAACGGUUACAUAAAUAUCUAAUCAAAACCGGGAGUUGUAAAUAAAAUAUUUUUAAACCUAAUCUAGUGUAAUGUACGUUAUCUCGCAAACUCAACAACUGCUAAUCAAAAAAAUCUAAACCUCCAACUAUUAUAUCAAAGUGCAAUAGCAAAAUCCUAUUCCUAGAACGAAAAUGCAUAAUUUGCUGUUAAGAAAGAUCGAAGAGAAGAAAGACGUCUUAAAGUUACCGGGCCAACUAAUACCAGUGAAAAAUAGUAAGGAGGUGGCAUAGAAAGCUAAGAAGAAAAACAGCCACAUACACUCUCACACAAACAAGCACGGCCGAACACUAUCGAGGAGAGUUGGCGCAGCCUAAGAAUAAGACAGCCGGUGCGUGUGGGAACGCCGGGAAAAAUCUUACGAACACGGUCCAGCUUCCGAAAUCUGCUGCUGCUGCUGCUCUCCCACUGCUGCUGCUAAACAGGGGGUGGCUCCCGAAGAAAACGGAGAGAAAGCAGUAAUCGAUAUUAUAAGAAGCACAGUCCGCGUCAUCGAGCGAACGCAGAAACAGUCAAAAUGAAAGAAAACUCCAUCACGGACGUGUUCGAUGCGACGGAUUUCAAUCCGGACAUGAUACUGUCGAAUGUGUUCCUUGAUCCGGGGCUGGAUUUUAUGACCAGCAUCGACGAGCUCAGUGAGAACAUGAUGGUACAGGAUUUCCUGCAUUUCGGUAGUUCACUGUUUUAUCCUGAGCAACAACAGCAGCAACAACCGGUGGAUAACAGCGGUCAGUUGCAGCAACAACAACAACAAAUCCAGCUGCCGAAUCAGGUUUCUCUGAUGCCAAAUCAAAUACCAGCUCAGCACCCUUUGCAACAGCCGCAGCUUCAUCAGCAAACAAAGUGCACCGUUGAACAGAAACCCCCCGACGGAAGUGGCCGGUAUCAUUUGCAGCAACAAACGACGACCGCACCUAUGACAAUGACCAGCGAUUAUGUAAAGCAGGCGAUCGUACCUCAGGUCGCGACGACACUGGAACCGGCCAAAAUAGUAACACCCCAGCCGCAAUCGUGCAAGUGCGAAUUCUGCGAAUAUCUCCAGGCGAAUCGAAUCAGCUUAGGAGGUUCCGGUGGUUUCGAGACACCGACCGAGUCCACCGGGGAUCAUGUUUUUCAAUGCGAGUUCUGCGGGGAAGGAUUCGUUAAUCAGACUGCCUUCAACAGGCACCGCUGCGGAAGUACCGAUAUUCAGGUGUACCGCUGCGAGUCAUGCCGGAAGGAAUACGGAACAUCUCGAACCGAGUCCAGCAUUAGCCGGCUGGAAGGAAGAGGAAAAUGUGAUAUAUGCAAUAGAAACUACGUGCAAUCAACGCCGGGAGAAGUGGGCGGAGCAACCGUGACGCUUUUUGGGCAGGUUGGACGCCCUGCCCUGGCGGAGGCCUCCAGCUACAGCAGCAAGGCUUCCGUCUCCGAUAGUCCGAUGGAACACGACCUCAGCAGUAUUGAACCGUUUGGUUCGGAUAGUGAAUGUAUUAGUGAAUUGUUAACGGACGAAGUGUCUUCUUCGGCCGCGACAGCGUCGGAACCACAGCAAACGAGUCUCCCACUGGCGAAAACCUACUUCGUGCUGGGAAAUCUAGAUUUACAGCAACAAAUCGCCACCAGCGGGGCGAGCGCUGGAGCGGGAGGAGGUUCCUACAUCCAGAAUGCCAAAAUUAGUAGCGAAUCUAGUGUUACCAGUCUGCACCAGUACGACAAGUACGAGGAUGAAGACUAUUCGUCUAUGUCAGAAGAUGAAGCUAUUGUUCCAAUAGAACCCUAUGCCAAAUCGCCAAAUCAGGAGCAAGCCAAAACCGAGUUGCCAAUCCAGGAAACGAUCAUCGACACCAGCAGCAAUGUUGGUCUGCCGUUCUGCACCGCCGGGCUGGUGUCGAUUGCCUCCGAGGAAGAAGGCAAAUGUGACUCAUCGAGUAAGGGUCCGGACGCGGGCCAACCGGAGCGUCCCUUCAAGUGUCACAUAUGCGAACGUUCCUAUCGAAACCACAAGAACCUGAAGGCCCACAUCAAGGGUGCCCACGAAGGGGUCCGGGCGAAUCAGUGCGAAAUUUGCGGGAAGAACUUCUCCGGCAGUAGCUACUUGGUGAUACACCGACGGCGGCACACCGGCGAACGGCCUUUUAAGUGCAACACCUGCGGGAAGGCUUUCGUCGACAGUCGAGCCUUGUCGGUGCACACCCGGUUGCAUACACCUGGCAGCCGGCUUAAGUGUAUGAAGUGUGAAAAAACUUUCUCCAGCGCAUCAGCACUGACCGUGCAUAACCGACUGCACACCGGAAUUCAUCCGUACAAGUGUGAAAUAUGUGAAAAAACUUUUCCCCAGUACAACAAUUUGAAGCAUCACAUGAAAAAACACGAGGCGGCCACCGAACAGCGGCAGGCAUCCCCUUUGGAAGCCACUUCCGGUCUGUGUUCCAGUAGUAGCAGCAAUAGUAGCAGUAGUAUUAGUGGCAGUAGUAGUUGCGGCAGUAGUACCAUUAGCAGCAGUAGUGGUAUUAGCAGUUCGGGUUCUACGUUGGAGUACAAGUGCAACGUUUGUGGUAAACUGUUUGGAACCUCGGAGGAACUGCAGAACCACCUGAACCAGCACUGCAAGGAUCGACCGAACCAGUGUGAGUUCUGCUCCAAGGUGUUUCCUCGGUCGUCUCAUUUGAUUAUCCAUCGGCGACGGCACACAGGGGAGCGUCCAUUCAAAUGUAAAUACUGCGAGAAGGCGUUUGUGGAUUCGCGGGCAUUGUCUGUACACACCAGGCUGCACACGGGUGAAAGGGUAACCUGUGAUAUCUGCCUGAAAACAUUCGCCAGUAGCUCCGGAUUGAUCGUCCACCGGCGAAUUCACCUGGGCAUUCACCCGUACAAGUGUGACUACUGUCCAAAGUCUUUCGCCCAGUCAACUGCCCUCAAGUAUCACCUAAAAAAGCACGACACCGCCAGUCUGCCCUCGAAUAGCGAGGCCAACAGCCCGGAUGCCACUGCCGUUACACAACAGAACGAUUCCAGCUUGGAACAGCUGUCGGAUCAGUCGAUAAGCUCACCUCAGCUUCCACAACAACACCUGCAACAGCCGCCACAACAAGAGCAACAGUUAAAAACCGGCCACGUUAAGUGUCAGAUCUGCAACAAAAAUUUCCGUUCGGUCGAGUAUUUGGCCCGACAUCGCCGUACGCACUCCGGUGAACGUCCCUUCCAGUGCGAAAUCUGCGGCAAGAAUUUCAGCACAAUGAGCUACCUAGUGAUUCAUCGGCGGCGGCACACCUCGGAACGACCCUACAAAUGCCCACACACGGACUGCGUCAAAGCCUUCGUGGACAGCCGUGCCCUGCAAGAGCACAGUCGAUCGGUACAUUCGAAGAUUCGCGUCCCCUGUGAGACCUGCUCCAAGACCUACUCGAGCGUCAGUAACCUGAUUGUUCACCGUCGCAUCCACAGCGGAGUCCAUCCGUUCGAGUGCGACAUCUGCGGGCGAUCUUUCGCCCAGAAAAAUGCCCUCAAAUACCACCUCAAGCAGCAUGUUAGCAAACAGGAAACGGCGAACAUCCAACUGAAGGCACAACCAUAAAUCUAUCAUUACAUACACGAAAAAAACAGGAACCAAAUCAGUAUUGACCGUAGUUUGUACAGUUCUAGUGUAACCGUAGAGUGCUAUUCAAGCGAUUCCUAGUUUUAAAGUCUUACCAACCAAAUGAAUGUGAGAAUGAAUAAAAAAUCAUCCCUAUAGGAUUAUUGAAAAUUUUAGAAAUCAAAGUAAAAAACAACUCGAAACCAGUGUUGUAGCCGGCCAGCAGGCAAGGUGUUUGUAACAAAAGUGAAACACAAAUGAAAAACCCAAAACAAUACACAAAAGAAUCGUUCCUUAUUUAAAGACUUUUAAGCUAAUUUUUAGAUCUAAUUGUAAACGCGCGACAAAAGCGGACCUCGUCACUAUACAGAACUAGGACAGGUCAAAAACUAAACCAAAGUACGAAUAGGUGUAGCGAAAGACAAAAAAAAAACAAAGAAACAAAGAUACCAGAAACGAAUUUUUUGAUUUAUGACUAUGAAAUUACAAAAAAAAAAACUUAUACC
Molecule: messenger RNA, 5179 nt
Organism: Wyeomyia smithii (pitcher-plant mosquito)
Lineage: Eukaryota; Metazoa; Arthropoda; Insecta; Diptera; Culicidae
Product: zinc finger protein 271-like
Exons: 10
Coding region: 1635-4673 (1012 amino acids)
Biological process (GO): regulation of transcription by RNA polymerase II
Cellular component (GO): nucleus
Molecular function (GO): RNA polymerase II cis-regulatory region sequence-specific DNA binding; DNA-binding transcription activator activity, RNA polymerase II-specific
Source: RefSeq, a predicted model, not a curated record